This is a messenger RNA of Entrophospora candida, 3408 nucleotides long. The record is from the annotation of a GenBank genome assembly. Lineage: Eukaryota; Fungi; Glomeromycota; Glomeromycetes; Entrophosporales; Entrophosporaceae.
AUGUCUUACAACAACAACAACAUUGGCAAUCAAACUAACACAAGGCUUGGCAAUUCAAUUCCCAAUCCAGAUGAUCUGUCUCGUAGACUAAUGUUACAAGCAGCAGUUGAUAAUAAUGAAUUCGAAGAUGAACUUUCAAAUUCACGAUCUGUCCUAAAUAGUGUUGCUGCUGGAAAUUUCUCCUCCUUUUGGGGAUCUAUUUCUCCAACAUCUGGCUCUAGAUCCCCUGUACCUUUACAAUGUUGUUGUGGCAGAGAAGAUUGUCAGAACUUUAUUGCCUUUCUUAAAACUACUCAGUCAAUGGAAGAAAGAUUAGGAUUAGCGUCUGAGGUUGGGCAGGCAUUAGUACUUAAACAAAAAAAUAUCGAAGAAUCUCAUCAAGAAUUGUCACAACAGUAUACAUUUUCACAACAAAAAAUUCAAAAUCUUGAAGAUAUAAUAAGAGAGUUUGAAAGUACGGAGCGAUCGAUAAUCAUAGAAAGAGACGAUGCAUUGCGCCAGAAAAAUAUUUUAGAAAAAAAAAAUCAUUCACUUACCAUAGCUUUAGAUACAAGUGAAGAUACUGUGCACUCCUUAAAAACGGAAAUCGAAAAACGCGAUAAUGAUAUUAAAAGAUUAUUAGCAAACAAUAUCAAAGGUGAAAGAAGCGAAGAAAGAGAAGAAAUGUUAAGGAGACAAUUAGAGGAUUUGAAUCAAGAACUUUUAGUUACUAGGAAAUCAGAAAUAGUAACUGAAAAUAAAAUAAAAAAAUUACAAGGAAGAUUUGAUUCAUUAUUGGAAGCACAUGAAAAAUUGAAAAAAGAUCAAGAGGAUAUGAAGAAAUCAAAAGGAAAAUUAGAAGCUGUUGCAAUACUACGUGAAUCAAAGGAAAGAACAAAACAAUACCAACAAUCUGUGGAUUCUAACAAUGAAGCAAAUUCUAACCUCAUAUCUCUAAUUAAAGAAUUGUCAUCAGCCAAUAAUAAACUAAAAUCAGAAGUAAUUGAGUAUCGUGAAAUUCUAACAGAAUCCAGAAAUGAGGUUACCUCUUUACAAAAUCGUAUUGAGGAAAUGGAAACAGCUAGUGCAGCAGGAUUUUUAUAUCCUGGUAGCUAUGCAACCACUGCCUCAAUUGCGUCGCCUCUAAACAAAAACUUUCCUCAGAACAUGGAUGGUGAUUUAUAUUCGGAAGAUAUUUUAAGCCCAAUUCAUUCAUCCAUUCCUCAGAAUAUCAUUACCUCAUUCGGUGUUAGUCUGAGAAAAGGUAAAAAUGUUAUUUUAGAAAUUGAAGACGAGGAUAAUGAGUGUCUUACUGAUAAUCGUUCAGAUAUAAGCGAAAGUAAACGUAAGAGAUUUGAAGAUUAUAAUUCUGAUUCACUACUUACUUGUACUGACAAUGAAUCAGACCAAGAUACGCUCGAGGGUGUAAAUAAUACUGCGAGAAGGAAAUUCAAACCAAAAUCAAAAGCGACCUCAUCUAAAUCAUUAAGGGGUAGUAUUUCCAAGAAAAAAGACCACUCUCAGAAAUCAAGAGUUUCACUAUUAUCAGCCGGUCUCAUGAAAUCGACCGAGAGUAAUUAUUCUGACUCAACCAUGCAACCUGACAAUGAAAAUUCCAAAACGCUAACCAAAAAAUCAUCGUCGCCAUUGUUAGGUAGUAAAGGUUCAUCAACACCACUACGUCGAUCCCCCUCUGCUCCGUCAAAAUCAAAUGCUCAAAGACGUGGUGGUGCCGGAAAUGCACCCAAAGGUAACAGUAUUAACAGCGGUGGUAAUGCUACUGGCUCUACCAGCCUACAGCAUAAACCAGCACAAUCUUCUCCAUUAGCAUUGCGUAAUAAAAAUGCACAAAGAUCCAACAACAGCAACAGUAGAAACAAUAACGCUUCACAAUCAUCGAAUUCUACAAUCCUCAAAUCUAAACAGAUGAAAUCAAAAACUCCUUUACCAACAUUCAAAAAAUCUAAAUUUGCAACAUUGGGACCAAAAGAACGUAAACUAAUGUUGGAAGCAUGGCGUGCAGGUGUUGCAAAUGAACAAUUCGAUGAAACUGUUAAAGGAAAAAGUCGAAGAAAUCAUUCCAAUUCACCUAUUAAAGAAUUUGUUGAAGAGGUGUUAUUGGAUGAAGCAAAUCUUCCAGCUGCUGAAGCUGCUGCAGUUGCCAACGAGGUGGAAAAUAGCUUGUCUGUUAAUGUUAGAGCGCCACUUUCAUCUGCAGCUUUACAUCCUUCAAGUCAUCAUCAUCACGAUUCAACAAUGAGCGGUCAUGAUCAAGAAUCAAAUCUUUGUACUAAUAAUAAUAACAACAACACUUCAUCAUCUCAACAACAAAAAGAAAAUCCUUAUCAAUCACUGUUCAAUAGUUGUAAUCAUAUAAUGGAAAGAUUUAAAGGCACUGAUAUUUUGGCAUUAAGUAAACAAUUGAAAAAAGCUUUUGAUAUUUUGGAAUUGACAAGUUUAAGUAAUAAUUUGAUUGAGAAUAUUUUAGCUGAUGUUGAAACUUUAAAAUUAUACGCAUUUUCUCCUGAAGACUUUUUACCAUUGGCACAUUUGUUCCAAGAUCUUUUAACAGAGAUAGGUGGUCUACGUAAAACAUUUAAUGAUCUACAGCUUACAUAUGUACGGAAAGUUGAAGAUACUCGUCGUAAAGCUGAGGAAGAGUUUGAUAGAAGUACAGGGUAUGAUGAUGAAAUAAUUGAGAGACGACAAAGUAACAGGAUGAACCAGAAUAAUGAAGUUGGGGGUGUGUUCGGUACAUUUAGUCGAGUGUUUGACAUACAAUCACAGUUACGUUAUCAUAGUAGAAGAAUGUCGGUCGAUUAUUUACAUGAACGUGAUGCAUCAGUUGGUAGUAUUGAUACAUUUGCUGAAGAUUCCUAUUUUGCAGAUCGUAAUUACGAUCCAUAUUCAAAUGUACAAAAUACAGCCAGAUCUACCACUAAACGAAGAGAGAGCAAUGAGUCAACUGGUGGCGGAGGUAGGAUUAAUAAGAGGAAGGAAGUAGCAGUAGUGGACACAACAUCAGCAGUGGCAGUAGUGAACAAAAUGGAAACCGGAAGUGGGAAAAUGAAAUACAAGAAUAUAACUGAUGAAACGACAACAUUUUUAUCACAAAAUUCUGCACAUAAAUAUAUUAAUAUUAUAGAUAAUGGUAAAACAAUUCCACAAAGAAAUCAACGUAGAAAUUUUUCGGAGAGAAGUCUUUUAGCUGAUAUUUCUACAACACCUAUAAGGUCACCUUCCUCAACUACAUUACAAUAUGUAGGAACUAAUAAUGUAGCUCCCGCAGCUCAGUCACAACGAAUCCUACCACCACCACCACCAUUGACAACAGUUACAAAGAAGCAAUUACGUACAAAUAAUAGUAAUGUUGGUAAUUUGGAAGAUCGUUUGAGAAAACAUUUAGAAGCACCAAUACUAGAUGAUAGC